UGCUGCUGCUGAAGAUGAAGGCGUUGGUGCUGCUUCUCGUGCUCUCCUCUGUCCUCUGUGUCUCUGCUGACGUUCAGCACGAGAGCAACGCCAUCAGUGGCUGUUCCGAUACCGAUGGAGAGGAUGUGGUGAUACUGGAUGAUGAGGCAGUGUGGUACGCAGACUUCUACAGAAAGAUAGGAGUCGAUACUCUGCCUGACUUUGCAGAUCCUAUGCGCUCUCCAGUUCAGUAUGACGAAGCUGUGGCUAAUCGAGAGAUCUGCAGAUAUAGGCUGCAGAUCAUUCGUCAGGCCAUGAAGGACGUCCCCAAAGAACUCGAUCCUCCUUCCAACCUGAUCAUCUACACCGAACUAAACGAGGAGCUCAGAGUCAAAAACACUCUGAUCUGCUAUGUGACCGGUUUCUAUCCCGCUCCCGUCAACGUCUCCUGGACCAAGAACGGAGAGAGCGUGAUCGAAGGAACCAGCAUCAGCGUUGCCUUCCCCAACACAGACGGGACCUUCAGACAGACUGCCAGACUGGACUUCGUCCCACAGCCGGGAGACAGCUACACCUGUACAGUGGAACAUGUGGCCCUGACCCGACCAAUCAUGAAAUUCCAUGAUGUGGAGAUCCCUAAGCCCAGUAUUGGACCUGUGAUCUUUUGUGGAGCGGGUCUGACUGUCGGAGUCCUCGGUGCGGCAGCAGGAACCUACUUGCUCAUCAGAGGAAACAAGUGA
This is a messenger RNA of Archocentrus centrarchus (flier cichlid), 719 nucleotides long. Its product is annotated as HLA class II histocompatibility antigen, DP alpha 1 chain-like. The transcript has 4 exons. The record is from RefSeq and is a predicted model, not a curated record. The coding region runs from base 15 to 719 and encodes 234 amino acids. Gene Ontology annotation, cellular component: MHC class II protein complex; membrane. NCBI's taxonomy places the organism in Eukaryota, Metazoa, Chordata, Actinopteri, Cichliformes, Cichlidae. Gene Ontology annotation, biological process: immune response; antigen processing and presentation.